AGGGGCCACUCCUCCUCCCUGUACGGGCGGGCCCGAGGCAGCGCCGCGCUCCGCAGGCACUGCGGGCAGGAAAUGCCUCGGGGCGGGCGGCCUGUACCACCACUAUGGAGGGGGGAACGUUAGAGGAGAGAAAGUUGGACGGCGUGGUCCCUCGGCUCCCGAUGGCACCUUCCCGGUGACAGAAGGCUGCCGUUUUUCCCGCAGGGGCGGCAGCUUCCAGCUCCAGCCCUUCCCGGAGCCCGCGGCCCGCCACUGCGCCCCCCUGUCUGGACGGGUGGUUGCGGCCGGGCGCGGCCGGAGCCGUGGCCGGGGCAGGGCCGGUGCCAGUGCCAGGCGAAGAUGGCGUUUCCCGGGCAGCCCGCGCCCGGUGGCGGCUUCUACCAUGGCGGGUAUGGAGGAGCCCCAGGAGGACCAGCAUUCCCUGGACAAGCUCAGGAUCCUUUGUAUGGUUAUUUUGCUGCAGUAGGAGGGCAGGAUGGACAAAUAGAUGCUGAUGAGCUACAGAGAUGUCUCACGCAGUCAGGGAUUGCAGGAGCCUAUAAACCUUUCAACUUAGAGACUUGCAGACUUAUGAUCUCAAUGCUGGACAGAGAUAUGUCUGGCACACUGGGAUUUAAUGAGUUUAAAGAACUCUGGGCUGUGGUCAAUGGCUGGAAGCAACACUUUGUAACUUUUGACAGUGAUGGAAGUGGCACAGUGGAUCGUCAAGAACUGGAGAAAGCCUUGAUGAAUAUGGGAUUUAGACUGAGCCCACAGGCUGUGUCUGCAAUCACAAAGCGAUACAGCACUCACGGAAAGAUUGCAUUUGAUGAUUACAUUGCCUGCUGUGUGAAACUCCGAGCUCUCACUGAAUGCUUUAGAAGAAGGGACACAACUCAGCAGGGCUUUGUGAAUUUCCAGUAUGAUGAUUUCAUACAGUGUGUUAUGAGCAUCUAAAUCAAAAGGAAGCAAGCCAUGGAUGAUCAUGAUUUAACAUUCCAGUUUGUGUUUUGCUUUGCCAACUCUUCCAAUGAUUGUGUAUCUCAGGAUUGGAAACUGCAUAUUUUAUGAAGUACCGCUUUACACACAUUUUUUUAGUCUUGAUAAUGAAUAUGAACUACUCACGUACUGUUGUCUAUCACUUCCAACCUGUGAUUAUUAAAGAUGCUUUUAUUUUUAUAAACUUGCAAUUCACUAUGUAUAACUCAGAUCGUGCAAAUGGUAAGAUUUUCUGUGUUUACUUUUUUCCCAUAAUGCACUAAAACCAGUUUCUGGAGUGCAACUUACCUUUUCUGUCUUAAACAGUAACAUGUAUGACUUAAGAUGAUGACUUCUUUUGUCUUUGAUGGUGUAAGACACGUACAAACUGAAAGGGCUUUGGAAUGGUCAUUUUACACUGGUCUGUUAGAGCAUCAGUAAGUUUUUGUUGCUUAUUUUGUCAGCUGUUUUCAAGAUGAAUUUGUGACACCAUGCACUGAGUGUGAGACUACCUGCUGGAACUUCUCAUAAGCAGGGAUGCAACAAAACAUAGCAGAGAACUCUCCUAGCUGCAUGCUCUGGUAUAGGGGCUUUUGUUCCUAUAAGAUUCUUGCUCUGAUUGUGUCACUAUAUAAAAUACUUUUAAACAUCCAAAA
Messenger RNA from Chiroxiphia lanceolata (lance-tailed manakin), 1613 nucleotides. It is a transcript of the gene SRI, whose product is annotated as sorcin. Gene Ontology annotation, molecular function: calcium ion binding. NCBI's taxonomy places the organism in Eukaryota, Metazoa, Chordata, Aves, Passeriformes, Pipridae. Bases 340 to 936 code for a protein of 198 amino acids. The record is from RefSeq and is a predicted model, not a curated record. The transcript has 8 exons.